AUGACCGAUGAGAAACUUUCGAAACCGAAUUCGUCGGCAUGGAAUUUUGAGCAUUUACAACACGAAGAUGAAUCAGCGAAUACAGAGGAUUUUUUUUCUGUUUUGAAAAAAAAUAUCUCGAAAAAUGUUUAUCUCGACGAACAGACUGACUCAACUGAGAAAAGUUCGAACGAUCAACGCUCCGGAACUGUUCGCGUAGAUAGUAGUGAUCUCAUCUCACGUUGUAAACAGUUUUUACCAUUGUUAACUGAUGCAAAUCGGACGUUAUUCUCCCAAAUGAAGUCUGGCGAAAAUGUUCGAAUCGAAUUAGAUUCCGAUGAAGACGAUAAUGAGAGUCGACGAAUUGAAAUGGAUCUUAUGUUUUGUCCAAACGAAGAGUCAACCUCUCAAUCGGACGACAGUUCUGAUGAUGAACCAUCCAACACAAAAUUACUUCCAAUCUCUCAGGAAAACAAAUCAGUUCGUAUUGUUGAACUCUCUUCCACAAAUACCGAUCAAGCUGGUGCUGACGAUGUGAAGAAAACAGAUGAUAUUGUGAAUAAAUAA
Molecule: messenger RNA, 546 nt
Organism: Adineta ricciae
Lineage: Eukaryota; Metazoa; Rotifera; Eurotatoria; Adinetida; Adinetidae
Source: the annotation of a GenBank genome assembly